Messenger RNA from Numida meleagris (helmeted guineafowl), 13585 nucleotides. RefSeq names its product PKHD1, fibrocystin/polyductin (gene PKHD1). NCBI's taxonomy places the organism in Eukaryota, Metazoa, Chordata, Aves, Galliformes, Numididae. The record is from RefSeq and is a predicted model, not a curated record. The coding region runs from base 684 to 12932 and encodes 4082 amino acids. The transcript is spliced from 67 exons.
CAAUCAUUGUUGGAGUGAUGCUAUAGGUGUAUAGCUUUACUGACACAUCUUCAGUGCUAUCUUCUGGCCAGAACUUGGACUUGUGUUGUGGCUCAGUCUCCAGACUUCACACCUGUUGUUCCUCACUGGGCUUUCUGGAGGCAUCCUGGAUCUGAUCUGCCCUUUUGUUUGGGGCUGUCAGUAGAUCCACAUAACAGCAUCUGGCUCUGCCUGUUGCAUUCAACUGAUCUUCUCCUUCAAUGCCUGUUCAUUAAUAGCACUUUCUUUUCUGAUAAUUCCCUUGAAUCUGUCUAUUUUUUCUGGCUGUGUUUGCAAUGUGAUUUUAGCUAAUAAGUAAUCUGUAGACUUUUGAGCAGUUCAGCGUUAACUUUCAUUGUGCUCCUGUAAUCAUCAGCUAUAUGUGCUUCAGACAUCGGGUCUUGAUCCAAAAACAAACCCAACACAACUGGUUCCAUGGUUGGGCAGAGCUCCAAAGCUUCGCUGAAGGUUGAUUGCCCAUGACUUUGUGCUGUAGCCUCACUGAAUUGAGGCUGAAGAAGUACAAACAAGUCCGUUUAAUUUCCCUUUGGGGAUGAGGUCUGCAGCAUGAUGAAGGAGUAACAGAUGGGAGUAGUUGUAAUGUUACAGAGAAGGUGCUAAGGUCCUGAGUCGUGAUCCCGUGAAAUCCCCAUCCGUGUUCCAAGAUGAACCUAUGGAGAGCAUCCUUUCUGGUGUUCUUUGCAGUGACCUCUGCAGGACUGCUCAUUGAGCCCCGGGAGGGCAGCGUUGCUGGAGGAACAUGGAUUACCAUCACUCUGGAUGGCUCGGCAUCCCACGAGCUAGAACAUCUCUCUCCAGCCAGCUGGCCCCACCUGGAGGUAUCCUUGGUGAACACAGACCUGCCCACGUUGCUGUGUGAUGUCUCUCCCGUCUAUUUUGACUCAUCCACCAUAAGAUGUAGAACAAGGUCUUCAUCCCAGGAGGGUUUGUACUAUGUGGAGGUGACCUUUAAAGGACGCAUGAUUAACAACCUGACUGGGGUGGAGAAAGAAAACUAUGCUUUCAAGUUUUCUGCUGCACAGACGCCUGUGGUUUACCAAAUUAGCCCGCCAUCUGGCAUCCCAGGAAAUUUAAUAGAGAUCUAUGGGAAGACAAUUGCUGGGCAAUACGAGACCCUGGACUUCAAUGCGGAUUAUAUUGAUGGACCAGCUAUUCUUGUGGCAGAAGGAGAUGGAUGGACCAGCCUCUGCUCUUUUGCUGACGGGCAAGCUGGAAGCAUGUCAGUUGUUGACCUACCUUGGGUUUGUGUUGGUGCAAGGCACACAAGCUACUCCAUUCAGAUAGAAGAUGGACUGGGAACCAUGCAGUGCCGGGUGGAAGGGAACCACAUAGGGUCACACAAUGUCAGCUUCUCAGUGUUUAACAAAGGAAAGUCAGUGAUAGACAAAGGAGCUUGGCUCAUCAGUGCCAAGCAGGAGCUUUUCUUGUACCAAACGCAUUCAGAAAUAGCCUCUGUGUUCCCAGCGGGUGGAAGUCUUGCGGGAGGAACCGACCUCACUAUUACUGGGGAUUUUUUUGAGGAGCCCGUGCAAGUCACUGCUGCAGGUGUUCCCUGUAAAGUCAAGCAUGUCUCUCCCUGGCAAAUCAUCUGCACCACUGAAGCUGUUGGCAGGAGCAGGAGGCUUGGUGAUCUCCAGCCAGGAAAUCGGGGGCUUCUCUUUGAAGUUUGGGAUGACGCCUCUGAUCUGACAGAAGCAGGGCCUGGAUAUAGAUGGCAGUUUGUACCUAAUGCCCAAUCCCCAGCAAGAUUUCUGUCUGCAGCAAAGCAGUCCUUCAGCUCCAGGCUUCGUGGCUUUUUUGUGGCUCCUCAGACCAACAAUUACACCUUCUGGAUUCAGGCAGAUGGUCCGGCGUCUCUGUACUUGAGUUCAUCCCAAGACCCACAACACAAGGUGAGAAUAGCUUCUCUCCCUGCCGGCAAUUUGGAAUGGUCUGGGAAGUGGGUGAAGAACUGGAGUGAGAGUUGGCAGCCAAAAUCCCAGAAGUUUGAGCUAACUGCUGGCCUGAGGUACUACUUGGAAGCACUGCAUCAUGGAAAGGCACCCAGCAAUGGGAUGAGAGUUGGAGUCCAGAUACACAACACGUGGCUGAAUCCCCUGGUGGUGAACAACUACUACAUUGAGAGACAUGAAAUUCGGGCUCGUGCCUUAUGUCUUCCAGAAGUGCAGAUGUUGACUGUGUUUGGCACAGGAUGGUUCAGUAUCUCCUGGAACAAUGCACCCCGCAGGAUGAUCCACACAAAUUCCACUGCUCAUCAGGUGCAAACAGCAAUAGAGGAACUUCUUUCAGUUGGGUGUGACAUUGAGCCAACUUCUGCUAAAAUACUCUUCCAUGAUGGCUUUGAGAAGGAAGGUGCAGAAAACUCUGUCACCAUAGAACACGUUGUCUAUGGAACAGAGCCAUUCUGUGGGAGGUUCAGUGCUCACAGCCCAAGCCAGCUGGUGAAAACUUCCCCAUCAGCUCUACAAAGAUAUGACCUUACUGAAUACACCCAUGUUUGUUUUGCACAUAAAGGCCACGUGAGCAACAUCCUUCAUAUCUCUGUGUCCUACACCAACCUUUCCUUGUGUUCAGUGGAAAGAAACCUCAGUUGCCAAUGGGAUUUCAGUGGAACUGACCCCAUGAGAUGGACAUUCACCUGCACUGACCUCUGGAUGGGGUGUGUGAGUCGCUCUGCACUUCUCCAGGACCUUCCCAUCAACACCCCAGUCUUUGUACAUCAGAUUGACUUGCCGAGCACCCAGCUGCAAAAGGAAACCUCUGGGUCCUUCUACCUUGAUGAAGUCAUCAUCACAGACAGAGCUGUGACUGUUUCUCGGAGGGAUCCUGAACCACAUCGGCUAGGUGGGCGGAUCAUAGAAGCAGUAACUGUGGUGGGGUCUUCUCCUACUUACAAUGUGUCCUGGCUGGUGUCUGGCUGUGGUGCAAGUCUCCCUCUUCUCUCCCUAAGAGGCGCGGUGCUAUGCGAGGGCUCUGAGGAGGACGGCCACCUCUACGUCUCCACGGAGGAUGUGAGAGUCAGCAUCACCAUUCAGAGGCUGCAGGUGUCAUCUCCACCUCUUGGAGGGACCUUCCGCAUACGCCUGGGGAGCACAGUGAUACCAGAUGUUUCAGUGCACAUCUCCUCCCACCAGCUCCGCAAGCUUCUGCAAGCCAACGUAGAUAGUUCCACAGCCCCAUACUUCAACACCAGUGACUUCAUCGUGACCAAAGACUCAGAGUCUUGCUAUGAGAGCAUCUGGACUCUCACCUGGAGAACAAAAACGGGGGAUUUGCCCAAUGUUAUCAAUGUCUCUGCUGAAAACCUCACUGGUCUGAAGCCAACUGUUUCCAGUCGUGUGAUUUAUGAUGGGGGUGUCUUUAUUGGGCCGAUAUUUGGGGACAUGCUUGCAACCUGCAAUAACAAAACACAGGUGGUGGUGGUGGUGAAUGAUGUCCCGGCAAACUGCUCUGGUUCCUGCUCUUUCCAGUUCAGCCGGGAAAUGACACCCUUGGUCAGCGACGUGGAGUAUUCAGCAGAUGAUGGAUCCCAGGCCACGGUAGUUAUCAGAGGAAUUGGUUUCUCUGAGGAGAACACAACCCUGCAGGUACAAGUGAAGAACAUGGCUUGCUACGUUGUAAUGUCAGAUCAAACCAAAGUGGUCUGCAAGAUGGAGAGGCUGCCACUUGGAGUCCACCAGCUGACAUUAUUAGUUAGGCCCUAUGGCUUUGCACUCAAUGCUAGCACAGGAGAAGGCAUCUUCCUGAGAGUUGUGCCCAGGCUGGUAGCCAUCGAACCUCCCAGAGCUUCAGAAAUUGGAGGACUGAGAGUGGCUCUCAGGGGGACUGGUCUGGAAGGGGUAAACCUGGUGUUGUUUGGCUCUCAGCCUUGCCCAGUUUUGGAGGAUACCAGAAGUUCUACACUAAUUGAAUGUAAAGUUCCCUCUCGGGGGGCAGAAGAUGCUGCUGUCUGCGUGACACUGGUUUCUGGGUACCAAUCAACAAGAGUCACCAACUUGUUCCAGUAUGAUCCUUCCUUAAACCCUGCAGUUGUAUCACUGAGCAGAAACAGAAGUGGCUUAGCAGGGGGUCAGGAGCUUCAGAUUGGAAUAUCCUCAUUUAGAAAGUACCGAGGGUCAGAUAUCAAGGUCCGAAUUGGGGGUGUGUGGGCCCAAAUCCAGGCCCAGAUGGACAAUGGUGUUAAUGUGACACUUCCAGCCUUGGCUGCGGGAUGGUACAACGUUUCUGUCAUCAUCAGUGGUGUUGCUCUUGCUUCAGACAGGGUUGAGCCAUUAAUCCACUACAUCUCAGAGAUCUUCAGCAUCGAACCAUGUUGCGGCUCCUUCCUGGGUGGAACACUGCUCACGAUCUCUGGGGUGGGCUUUAGCCAAAAUCAGUCCCUGGUUUCCGUUUCAAUAAAUGAACAAACCUGUCUGGUUACCGACAUGGCAGAAGAGACCAUUUGGUGCCUGACCCCACCAGCUGCUAAUUUGUCUAAUGAAGUUUCUCAGGAUGUCCCUGUCAGAGUAAAUGUACUCAUUAGCAGUAGCUCACUUCAAAGUGUUCCUGUUGCAAAAAACAUCACCUUUAAUUACCGAAGAGCUUUGACACCUCUGGUUACCGCGGUUGAACUGGAAAUCUUGGAGAGUAACCUGCUCUUGAGCAUCUGGGGGGUAAACAUCACUGGAUCUGUGGCCAGGGUGGGAGACAGCGAGUGCGAGCUUGAGCUACAACACGGCAAUGAGUCUGCAAUGUUUUAUGAGUGCUCUUUACCACUGAGCAACCUGGAACCUGGGACUUACCCUGUCCGGGUUAUCCAGAGACAGCUUGGAUAUUCUCGUGUGACAGCAAGGCUGCAGACCGUCACACUAACUCCACGGAUAACCUCCAUAUUCCCAUCACAAGGGUCAAUUUGUGGUGGAAUGUUACUUACUAUAUCAGGGAUUGCUUUAAAAUCCAGAAGAGAUUUGGUACAGGUCAGCCUGGAUGGUAAUUAUUCCUGCGGGAUCCAGAGCUCUGGUAACGAUACCAUUGAGUGUGUGGUCCUUCCAGGGACGCGCAUUUUGCCUUACCAGUGGUGGGCUGAGGUGUCUUGGGCUCUUAAUGUCACAGUGACUGUCAAUGGGAUCAGCAGUGUCUGCCUUGGGAACUGUACGCUCCACCUCCACGAGCAGUCCUCUCCCCUUGUGGAUGCGGUGACCUGGGAGACCAAUGGGAUGUUCACCGACAUGGCCAUCAAAGGACAGAGGCUGGGGUGGCCGGGUGACAGCCCUGUGGUGCAUGUGAAUGGCCAGGCUGUCUGCAAGGUCACUUUCUGGAAUGAGACCAGCAUCAGGUGCCGGAUGGACUGCAUUGCCCCAGGGGAACAUAACAUCUCCAUAUCCAACAGAAGAAGCGGGCGAGCUUGCUUCAGAAAUACGUCCAGUGUUUUCACCAUCACGCCUCAAGUGCACCAAUUUUACCCCCAAAACUUCAGUACCAAUGGCGGAGGCCUGCUCACCUUUGCAGGUGCAGCAUUGAAAGGAAAGAACAGGACAUUUGUUCUCAUUGGUCAGCACCCGUGCCUCGUCCUCAGUGUCACCUGCGUAGCCAUCCAGUGCACGGUGCCCCCAGGCAAUGGUACUAGGGCUCUGAGGCUGACAGUAGAUGGCAUCUCCUAUGAUAUUGGAAAAAUCAGUUACAGUGAGGAGUCCACGCCAGCUUUCCUUUCGCUUGCUGCAACUGACCUCCUUUUGACAAUAAAUGCAUCCCAGGUCAUGGAGAUGGACACCAUCCACGUACUUGUUGGAGACUUUCCUUGUAGGGGUGUCACCAUCACUCACUCGGAGUUGCAGUGCUCCCCUCCUCUGCUCCCUGCUGGUGAAUACCCUGUGGUGGGCCUGGAUGUCCCCAGGGGCUGGGCUUCCUCCAACCUGACCUUCGUCUCUCAGCUGACGGUGACUGCUGUGCUUUGCAACUGGGGUGGCUUGAAUGGAGGAGAGGUUUACCUGCGUGGAACUGGAUUUUCUCCAGGGGAGACUUUGGUCACCAUCUGUGGCAGCCCUUGUGAAAUGCAGGGCAAUGCAACGACAACGAGCCUUAGCUGUCUUGUGCCACGCUUACAAGCAUCCUUGGCCUUUCUCUGCAGCCUGACCCAUUCUUCUGCCGAUUGCCAAGAGGACAGAUCCACCAUUAUCGAAUGCGAUGUCCAAGUCAGGGUGGGCUCCUACCGCCAGCAAGGACCCAGGUCCUACCUGUACCUGUGUGGGGAGAGCCGAGCUCAGCAGCACCGGGGGGACGCUGGCUCUUCCCAGAGGCGUUUUGCUGGACUCAUUGCCAGCCCUAAAGUGGAAAGAGAUGAAGUUCUCAUCUAUAAUAGCUCCUGUAACAUUACCAUGGAAACUGAGGCAGAGAUGGAGUGUGAGGGAGCUAAUCAGCCAAUUACCGCCAAGAUUACUGAGAUAUGGAAAAACUGGGGCCAGAACACUCAGUUGAUCUUUGAUAUACUCGUGCGUACUGUACAAAAUCUGGCUCAGAGCACUGCCUGUGAAGGCUGUGGAGGCAGCCUGCUAAACAAAACCCUGCCCCUUCCGCCGGUUCUGAACCUGUCUGUCUGUCUGUCUGUUUUCCCCCAGCCCGCCCUCCAUCUGUGCGGCCGUUGGUCCGAGGCCUCCAGCUGGCCCGCUGGCCGCCCGCCGCAAGAUGGCGCCAACGUCACGGUGGAAGCGGGCCGGACGCUGCUGCUGGGCGCCGCCACCGCCGCGCUGCACCUGCUGCACCUCAGAGGUGGCAAACUCCUGUUUACUGGUCCAGGACCUGUAGAACUACAUGCUCAUUACAUUCUGAUAUCUGAUGGAGGAGAGCUCCGGGUGGGAUCUCCCGAGGCACGUUUCCGUCACAGAGCACACAUCUAUCUCUAUGGAAGCCUCCACUCUCCAGCAUUGUUUCCCUAUGGGGCCAAGUUCCUGGCAGUCAGAAAUGGGACCCUCUCCAUCCAUGGCUGGAUGCCCCAAGUAACUUUCACACACUUGAAAUCAUCAGCUCUUGCUAAUGACAUACGCUUAGUGCUCCAGGAACCUGUUGACUGGGAACCUGGUGAUGAAAUCGUGGUGGGAAGGACAGGCCUUGGAGAUGCGCAGCAGCAAGAAGAAGUGGCCAUUAUUGAGUCUGUAAAUAACACUGAGCUCUACCUUCGGUCACCACUCAGAUACUCCCACAGCGUUGGAGAGGAAAGGGUGAAUGGCCAAAGCCUGCCUUUGACUGCUGUGGUGGCACUGCUUAGCAGAAGGGUUGUUGUUCAAGGGAAUGUCACAAAAGAGAGGAUCUCCCACGUCAGGGAGUGUGCAGAAGCAGGUGGCACAAGAGGUGGCUCCAGGUGUCUGUACAAGCGAAGCGAGAGGCGGCUGGGGUCUCGGGACCUGGGAGCUGUCCUCAUUGUGGAGGCCUUCCAAGGAGCAACGAGUCAGCUGCAGGUGGAGGGGGUCCAGUUCCGCCAUAUGGGCCAAGCAUUUCGGCAGCACCACAGUGCCCUGACAGUUGCUGGCAAUGCACGGAUGGCAGACUCUUACAUACGUGGUUGCUGUGUUUUGGACUCCUUUGGACAAGGACUCCAUCUGACCGGGAUCUCAAACCUUAGCGUGGACAAUAAUGUCUUCUUUAACAUUUCAGGACAUGGGCUUCUACUGGGAACUGGCUGGGAAAAGGGGAACAGAAUCAGAAAUAACAUAGUGAUCGGCCUUUCUGGAGCAGAUGGUUUAUCCAACAUGGAGACUCUGUCACCAGCAGGGAUCUACGUCAGAGCUCCUGCCAACUACAUUGAGGGUAACACCGUGUGUGCUGCUGGGUAUGGGUAUUUCUUUCAUCUCUCUCCUGAGGGACCAUCCAAAAUGCCUCUCCUGUCCUUCAGUGAGAACACAGCCCAUUCCUGCACAAGGCGUGGGUUGCUUGUAUACCCAGAAUAUUUGCCAGACAGCCCAGACGGCCCCGUUCAGUUCAACAGCUUCAGAGUUUGGAGCAGCCAAGGUGGAGUCCAGAUUUUCAGUAGCAGCAACCUCAAACUCCAAAAUUUCCAGAUCUGUGCUUGCACAGACUUUGGCAUUGACAUCGUUGAAAGCCUGGGAAACACAACUGUAGCUAAUAGUGUUUUAAUUGGACGCAUUGGGCAAAAGGAUAGGACCUGUAUGUCAGCAGGACUGAAAACUCCCAAAAGAUACCAGCUAUUUGUCUCCAACACAGCUUUCAGAAACUUUGAUAGGAGCACUUGCACAGCAAUCAGGACCUGCUCUGGCUGUUACCAAGGGCAGGGUGGGUUUACAGUGAGAGCUGAGCAUCUGACCUUCACCAACUCGCCUUUCCAAGUGUUCUUCCCUUUUCCUCAUGCUGCUAUCCUUGAGGAUCUCGAUGGCUCUGUCACUGGACAGGAAGGAAGUCGUCUUCUCCCUUCGACAGACAUCCUUAUGGCUUCGUGCACAACCAGUGCCAAUUUCAGCCAAGCUCUGGGUGGCAGUGUUUGCGGCAAGGACCUUGUUUUCCACCGUAUGUCUCUUCACUUAAAAGAGGCUCCAGAGAUUCCCUAUAAUUUAACUGUGACUGACAGCAGGAAUAAGACAACCACAGUCAAUUACGUCGCUGACACUUUAUCAAACCCGUAUGGCUGGAUGUGUCUCCUCCUGGAUAAAGAGACUUACACACUGACAUUUGACAACCCUUUGGUCAGCAAGCAGCUCCAGUAUUCGGUCACGUUUAGCAACUUCACAGCUGGGAAUUACUUGCUGGUGGAACACAAGGAUCUCCCUGCCCAGCCUGAGGUUGUGGUGUCCUGUGGGAAAAGGACUGGACAGCCACUCCAGUUGCUGCCUUCCUAUGGUCAUCACAGGAGCUGUGACUGGUAUCUCGACAGCGCACUGAGGAAGCUAACCUACUUGGUCACAGGAGCUGACUUAAUUCAGUUCGUGCUGAAAGAGAAGGAAAGAGCCCCUUCACCUACAUCAGUUCCUUCUGAUUCUGUCUUGAAGUGGUCGCACCCAGAGACAUGGAAGGAUGUGGAAAAAGGCUGGGGUGGCUUCAACUACAGCAUCCCAGGUCCAGGAGAAGACGUCAUCAUCUUACCCAACCGCACCAUCCUGGUGGACACAGAUCUUCCUCCUCUAAGAGGUCUCUACAUCCUUGGGACUCUUGAGUUCCCCACCAACUCCAGCAAUGUCCUGAGUGCAGCCUGUAUUGUGGUGGUGGGAGGUACACUGAACGCGGGUUCUUUUCACCAUCCUCUGGAAAGGGAUUCAAAGCUGCUGAUCCUUCUUCGGGCAUCUGAAGGGAUUUACUGUGAUCAUCUGGAGGAAAUAAAUGUCCAACCAGGGACUAUUGGGGUUUAUGGGAAGGUGCAAAUUUAUAGCUCUUAUCCUGGGAAGUCUUGGACACAUCUUGGAGCUAGUGUUGCUCCUGGCAAUGAAAGGAUUUUGGUGGAGGAUGAAGUGGACUGGAGGCCUGAGGGAGAUAUUGUGAUCAGCUCUUCCUCCUAUGAAGCCCACCAAGCUGAACUAGUUACACUUAAAGAAGUCCAUGGUCGUAGUAUAACACUCCAUGAACGCCUUCUCCACAGGCAUAUUGGGCAUCCCCAUGACACAGAAGAUGGUAGACGCAUCCCUUUGUCUGCGGAGGUUGGACUCUUAACACGGAAUGUACAGAUCAAGUCUGAUGUGCCUUGCGCUGGGAAGAUGCUGGUGGGACAUUUUACAGAUUCCAGUGGGAGAGAGUUUGAAGGUGUCCUUCAACUCUUAAAUACUGAAUUUUUGAACUUUGGGCCUCCUCAGCUUUCUGCUAUUGAAUUCAGGAACAUAACUCAGCAGUCCUCAGUGGUGUCAUCCAGUGUUCAUGGUAGCUGUGGAGUUGGCAUUAAAGCAGUCAUGAGCGACGGGAUCUGGUUGCAUGAUAACAUAGUGUUCAACACAGUCGGACCAGGCAUCGAUUUGGAAGGGAAAAACCAUUCUCUCAUCAGGAACCUCGUUAUUCUGAGCAGGCAGCCAGAGGGUUUAUUAAACUGGGUUGCUGGCAUCAAGGUAAACCUUGUCAUUGGUGUCUCCCUCCAUGGCAAUGUUGUGGCAGGAUCUGAGCGGAUUGGAUUCCAUAUUAGGGGCCAAGAGUGUUUGCUGGAUGUCGAUUAUUCCAGUGAAAAUGUGGCCCAUUCAAAUCUCCAUGGUAUUCAUCUGUACAGGGGAGAUGGAUUUCAGACCUGCACUAGAAUAACAGGUUUUCUAUCUUACAAGAAUUAUGACUAUGGUAUGAUGUUCCACCUUGGAAGCAGUGUCAUUAUAGACAAUGUGGUGCUGGUGGACAACACUGUGGGUCUCAUGCCAGUAAUACACUGCCUUUAUGCCAAGCAGUGCCACACGGGGAAAAGACUCCUUGAACUUAGAAACUCUGUCAUUGUUGCAACAAGCUCAACUUUUGACUGCAUCAGAGACAGGAUCCAACCUCAAGCAGCUGACCUAACUUCCAGGGAUCGACCACCAUACUACCCUCAAAGAGGACGUGCUGGGAUUUUAUGGCCUAAAUUUACCACUGUGGCCAGCCAGAGGCCGGAUAGCCCAUGGCACAAAAUUGUCCACUGUCCAAAAGUGCUGGGACUCAUGAAGCUGAAAGACGUCACAUUUACUGGUUUUACAAAGAGCUGCCACAGUGAAGACAGCGAUGUCUGCAUCAUGUCAGAUGCGGACCAUUUAGGCAUCAUGCCCCUUAUCACAGCGGAGAGAUCGAGGAUGUUACAUGUCAAUGAGAAGCACAAGUUCUACUUUCAUGCAGCAAGUGUACAGACCUCUGAAGACACCGCGUUCCCUGAAAAGAGUUGCGAAGGCUCAAGAAAGGCCCUCUUCAAGGAUUUGGAUGGAGAUGUCCUGGACCUAGAGCCACCUGUUUCUGUAUUCCCAAAGUCAGAAUUUGAAUGGACACGGUUCUUCUUGCAAUCUGGAAUUUACAGAGAUGACAGCAAGUGUAUCUUCAAGCCCUCAGUACAAGGCUACUUCUGCAAACAGGCAGAUUACGCACUUGUUAUCCUGGAAAAUUUAGACAGCAGUAUGGUCAACCAGGAGCUGUUUCCAGUGGUAGCAGUGACUGGCAGCUUUAUGGAUACCUUCAGAGAUGGAGCUUCACAUGCGUCAUGUGGUUCUGCAGAGCAUCCUUCUGCUCUCUUCUCUGUACUGCCAACCACCAAACUCACAACAGUUUGCUUCCCGGACCUAACACCUCUGAUUUUCAGAAUUUACCUCCUCAGUGGCCAGAACUCAACCAGACUGCCCCUGGCUAUUUUCUACAAUGAACCCCUCAGCCUUCAUGUCUUCGUUGAAGGAAGAUAUAUCUCUCCGACCCCAUCUUCCUUCUCAUGGAAUGAAGGGGCGGGAACCAAUCAUUUUAGCUUUGAGGACAAUCUUCUCUAUGUUCUCCUUCAUGAAGAGGAGCCUGUAGAAAUAAUCACUGGCCUUUCCCUUCACGUGGCUUUCACUGUGACUGAGGCCACUGGGGAAGAGGAUGAGGCAAAUAUCAUGCAUCGAUUAGCUGACUUCUUGCAGGUCGGGCAUGAUCAAGUCAGAGUAGUCCAUCGUGUGCUGGGAAGUGAAAGCAUGUUGAAAGUCAUCUCAGACAAUGCCAGCAAAAAGAAAUAUCACUGCCCCAACAUGGCGUUUUGCACGACCUUUCAUAGCAGAUCUGGGUCACAGAAACUAGGGAGAGGAGCAGUAAACACUCAAGUCCUGCAGCCAUCUGAUGCAGCCGGUCCAUCAAAAGUGCUGGUUUUUGAAUUUGGUGAUCCACCAGGCCACCAAAGAAAUGACUUUCAACGUUCCUUAACAAUUGACAGUUUAAAGAGCUUGGCCAGAACGAUUAUCAACGCUCAUCAGACUGGAGACCUUCAGAAAGUCCUGGGCUUACCAGUUGAUACUCUAAUGGUGAAUCAGCCUAACUUACUGUUCUCAGGAAGAGAUAAUAGGAGACAAUACACAGGAACGUGCUUGUAUGUGAGGCCCUAUAGCAUCUCUCUUCAGGUGCAGCCUUCGGAUGGAGAAAUUGAAAAGCAGCUUCCUGUACAGCCACAAAUCGUUUUCCUGGAUAAGAAGGGUCGAAGAGUUGACACGCUGGGGCCUCCCUCAGAACCCUGGGUUGUUUCAGCUCACCUCAAGGGCUCCUCCGAGGCUGUGCUAAAAGGGAUCACCGAAGUACAGGUCAUAGGUGGAUGUGCAAGCUUUUCCAAUCUGGCUGUCUCCCACUCAGGCACCAACUGGAACCUUGUGUUCACCGUCACAUCACCACCAGGGGCCAAGUUCACUGUGCUAUCUCAGCCAUUUACCAUCUUCCCUGUGCCCGUGGGAGAGAAGGCAAGCUUGAUUCUUGUUGUCUUGCUGAGUGCAAUAGCAUCUGCAUUUGUCCUCACUCUUGUGCUCUGCUGGUUCAAGAAGAGCAAAAGCAACAAAAUGAGGACGAAGACGACUGGCGUACCACAGGCACCCCAAAAGCAAGCACAGCCUCAUGCACCUCACGUCCAGCCUUGCUAUGGUCGAGGACAGAAUGACAGUGGUGUGCCUGUAGCAGGAGGAAGGGAAGAAACCGGAGCAGUGAGACGUGUGACGGGACAAGGGAAGGAGCUGAGCCCACAGCCUUGUGAAGCCACUCCAGUGAGAAAGGCAAAUGCCCUCCAGCGAAAGACAAGCAACAGAGAUAUCUUUUCUUCAGCCAGGAAGGGUGGCAAUCACCAACAGCCGUGUGGAGGAACAGCCCCUGGGGACUCUUUGGAGCUUCAAGAGGCAUUUGUCCCAGGGAGCUCUGCCCAGAAGGAUGUCCCCCAGCCUCCUGAUGGUUGUAACGAGGAAAGAGGGAAUUUGGAUGCGAUGUGCAGGCCUCAGGAGGAGGUCAGAGAGCAGAAUGCUAUGGCAGCAGCAGCAGAGGGAUAACAGAAGUCAUGUCAGGCAGUGGAGCAAUGACCAAGCAAGCUUUGACUUUCUUGCAGUCGAUGUGUAGCUGCUUUGUUUUGUCUCUGUGGUUGGAGAAGUGCACGUACUAGCACAGAAAGCUGGGCUGUCGUGUUGUGCAUGUGAAAAUGAACCUGUGAAACUGCUCCACAGCCAACUGGGGGACUGUGGCCACGUCUAGGCUACUAAUCAUAGAAUCUUAGAAUCAUUGAAUCAUAGAGUCAUAGAAUGGCUUGGGUUGGAAGGGACCUCAAAGCUCUCUUAGCUUCCGAAAAAAGUAGAUAUAGCCAUGUAACUUGUUGAGAAUAGUCCUUGGCUGCUGAUAACCCUGAAACUCAAUCUUUAAGGCUUGUUUGGAGGAGUGCUAGCUGGGUCUGGCCAAAGGCAUUCAGGGAUUACCAAGCAAUUCAGCACUACAGAUGAGGGAGUUUCCACACCCACAACCUCACGUUAAUAUGCUCACACUGAUGUAGUCUUCGUAGUUAGAGCAAUAUUGAUUGGAAUGUGUACACAUACAUACACAUACAUGAGAAUUUCUCUGUUUCUUCAGAUCUUCCCUUUCAAAGAACUUCAGUAUGUGCAUAAAUCUUUUCCUUUUUCUAAGGAAAGACAAAUAAACAACUAUUCAGCUUCAA